Mycena indigotica is the source of this 1773-nucleotide messenger RNA. Its product is annotated as BAG domain-containing protein. The record is from RefSeq and is a predicted model, not a curated record. NCBI's taxonomy places the organism in Eukaryota, Fungi, Basidiomycota, Agaricomycetes, Agaricales, Mycenaceae. Bases 1 to 1773 code for a protein of 590 amino acids. The transcript is spliced from 4 exons. Gene Ontology annotation, molecular function: protein-folding chaperone binding.
AUGUUCUCCCCGUCUUACUCUUACCGCUCCACUCCCCGCGACAAAUACCUUGCCGCCAUUGCCCAGGCGCAGGCUGCUGAAGCUGAAUAUCUUGCAGCCGAGCGUCUUCAACAAGAGGAAGACAUGCUUCGCCACCGACUUGAGCAGAUUCAGUCGAUGAAACAACCUCGCUAUGACGACUUUGCUCGUGCUCCUCUCUAUCCUCGCUACAACCAACAGCCCGCUUUCGAUAUCGAAGCUCUCCGUCAACAAAUCGCUGCAGAAGAGCGUCAACGAAUUCUUCGUGAACAAGAGGAGGAGGCCAAGGUCCGCAAAGCGCGUGCUUUGGCGGUCGAGCGUCAGCGUGCUCUUGCUUUAGAGGAAGCGAAACUGGCAGCAGUCGUCCAACGAUCAUCGAGACCGACUUAUGUUGACUUAAACGAUCUGAUUCAUGGGUUGUCUACUCCGCCGUCCGCCAGACCCAGAGCAUCCAAACCCAGGGUCGCCCUCUUCGCUCCUGAAGUCGAAUCAGAGUCGACUCCCAUCGGCUUGGAGGACGUUCUGGCCACCAUAUUCGGUGUCAAGAAACAGCCAGCCCCGCCAAAGAAAGAGGCCGCAGUUGGCCUUGAACAGCUUUUGCACCACCUUGUUAACACUCAAGGCGCUGGGAACGCUGCUCAAGUCGAUGUCUCGCAGCUAUUCCAACAAUUCAUUGGUGGUCAGCAACCCCAACAACAGGCUGAGUCUUCUCAGCAACAACCGCAAGUCCCCACGGUUGAACCGAAGAAGAAAGAGGCAGCCCCUUGCCCUGCUCCGGCGCCCACCCCAGCCCAUGGCGGACUUGAGCAGCUUUUCAACCAGUUUGCUGGUGGUCAUUGUGCACCGAAUCAUGGCCAGGUCGACCUCUCCCAACUCUUGAAUAUGUUUAUGGGUGGUCAGCAGCCCCAACAGCCUCAGGCUGAGUCCUCGAAAUCUGCUGAAAGCCAGUUGAAGGCUGACUUGGAAGCACGCCUGUCUAGUGAACAAUCGAAAGAGGACCAAGAUCUCGCUGAAGCGAUUCGGAUGUCGCUCGCCGAUCUUGACGCUGCCAACUCAACUACCACCGAUUCCAAGGGCAAAUCACCCGCUCCCGCCCCCGUCAACGACGCUUCUAGCUCUGCCGCCGAAAUCAAAGCGAUAGAGGGCUCUUUUACGGCUCUUUCCAACGAAUGGGUUUUCCCCGACCAACUCGAUUUUUCGACCUCUCGCACUAGCUCGCCUGUCCGUGGCGGCGCUGAGUCGGAAUCAGUCCUCUCGAAGCUGACAUAUAGUGCGCACAAUCAACCGGUGCGGUACUACCAUCAGGCGUUGAGCAAGCUUCUUGCGCGUCUCGAUGCAGUGGACAGCUUUGGUGACGAAGAGGUUCGGCACGCUCGCAAGGAGGUGGUCGGGAAGGUCGAGGGAGCCUUGGACGAGGUGGAGAGCAUUGUUGAAUCUCGCUGGCGCAAGUCUGUUGGUCGCGCGCCACGAACUUCACCCGCUCCUGUUACGGAAGACGUUGCGAGCGAGACAACUACUACAUCUCCCUUCCAACCUGCUUCAGUUUCUCUCGAUACCCCAUCCACUCCCGCCCAAAGCGCUCCUUCACCUUCAUCGCAUCCCGACGAGUCAACUGAGACUAUUCGCCCCUACGGAGUCGAGUCCCCUUCACCUGCAAUCGACACAUUCUUACUCCCAGCUCAAUCUGAGGAGCAGAAACCACAGCGAAGAAAUGACGAGGAAGUGGGGAGUGAUUGGUCGGAAUUGGAUGCUUGA